This is a messenger RNA of Haliotis rufescens (red abalone), 2393 nucleotides long. Its product is annotated as nucleolar complex protein 3 homolog. Gene Ontology annotation, cellular component: nucleolus. The transcript is spliced from 20 exons. The record is from RefSeq and is a predicted model, not a curated record. Gene Ontology annotation, biological process: DNA replication initiation. Lineage: Eukaryota; Metazoa; Mollusca; Gastropoda; Lepetellida; Haliotidae. Bases 11 to 2353 code for a protein of 780 amino acids. Gene Ontology annotation, molecular function: chromatin binding.
CCGAUUCAACAUGGCCUCCAAAAAGAAAGGUAAGGGUGGCAAAACAAGCUCGAGUAAAAUUGCCAAUAAAAAGAACAACAAGUUGCUGAAACAAGGCAAAGUGAAGAAACAGAAACAACUGCAAAUAAGAAAACAGAGGAAGGGUGUCCGAGAAGCUGCAGCAAGAGGUCACAUCAACGAAAAAAAGGAAAAAGUCACAGACCAGGAAGUUGAGGGAGAACAGAACGGGGAACUUCACAAGAGUGAUUUCAAAUUUUUCUUGUCAAAGGGACGAGAUCUUUCAUUUGCCAAUCUACCUAAACAGUUGAAAAAUGAACCUCGAAGUCGAAAGAGGAAACCUACAUCUGGGGAGGAUGACGAUUUGUCUCGCUAUGAAGAAGUACCGAGGAAGCUGGUCAACCAUGACAAGAAUGCCAACAUGAAAAUGCUGCUGCCAAUCAAAGGCGACAGUGGCAAGGUCAUCACAAGAAUGGUGGAGGAGAUAGAUGAAGAUGAGGAAGGGGAAAAUGGUGAAGUCGAUGCAGAGGAUAUGAAGGGUCCAGAAGCUGUGGAGGAAAAACCUCUUCGGCCACUUUCUAACGUGGAGCUCUUGGUCAUGAGAAGCAGGAAAUUGCAGGAGAGGAAACAGACCAUUGCUUUGUUAGCUACUUCAAUACUGGAAAACCCACAAGAAAACAUCCGGCGUGUGCGUGAGCUUCGUCUGAUGCUGAACGAGAAGGAGCCUGACCUGUACAUCACCGUAAGGAAGCUAGUGAUGGUGUCACUGAUGGAGGUGUUUAAGGACAUCGUCCCUGGCUACAAGAUCAGGCUGCUCACAGACAAGGAGAAGGCACAGCAGUUGAAAAAAGAAACACGAAGCCUACACGAAUAUGAAUGUGCACUGCUCCUUAAUUAUAAGGAGUACCUGGAACAUCUGGAGAUGUCAAUCAAAGGAAAAAUGCCAAAGAGUAAAAAGCAGCCUGAGAUGGAGAUUCCCAAAGAUGUGUCAAGGUCCGUGUCUGAGCUGGCGUGUCGGUGUAUGAGUGAGCUGCUGGUGCACCACCCCCACUUCAACUACUCCUCCAACAUCAUUACCGUCCUGAUGCCACUGAUGCGACGGGGCGCCGUGCUGAGGGACCAGGUGAUCAGCACCGUCACCAAGGUGUUCCGUGAUGACAAGGCAGGACAGGUGACACUGGAGAUUGUGCGAAGUAUUGGGCGAAUGGUCAAAGCGUGUAACUACAGUGUCAAGCCUAAGGUACUGGACACACUUUUAGCUCUCAAGAUCAGAGAGGUCGACUUGUCCACAUUUGGGGAAAAUCAGAAAGUCGAGAGGCGGAAAGAACAACUACAGAGAUUGUCAAAGAAAGAAAAGAAGAGGAAGAAAGCGAUGGACAAGAUCAAUCAGGAGCUGCAGGAGGUCCAGGCCACAGAAGACAAGAAGAAGAAGCUGAAACUGCACACAGAGAUUAUCCAUGCAGUGUUUGUGACCUACUUCCGGAUCCUGAAGAAUGCCACACAGUCUGUGCUCCUGCCAUCAGUCCUAGAGGGACUGGCCAGGUUCGCACAUCUCAUCAACAUAGAAUUCUUUGAUGACUUAUUCAAGGUGUUUCAGUCCCUCAUCACGUCAGGUGACCUGACGUACCGCGAGAGUCUGCACUGUGUCCAGACAGCCUUCACCAUACUGACGGGGCAGGGCUCCGCCCUCAACAUUGACCCCAUGACUUUCUACAAGCAGCUCUACCAGAUGCUCUUCAAGGUCCACGCAGGACGCUCAAGUGACGACGUCCCCAUCAUCCUGGACUGCCUGGACCUCAUGAUCAGCCGUAGGAGAAAGCAGGUGUCCCAGCAGAGGAUCUUGUCGUACAUGAAGAGGCUGAGCACACUGACGCUGCAGCAGAUGCCCCACUCGGUGCUCGGACUCCUCUCCACCAUCCGGGGACUCAUUCAGGGCUUCCCCUGCACGGACCGGCUGUUUGACAAUGAGGCUGAGGGGAGUGGAGUGUUCCGCCCAGACAUCGAGGACCCUGAACACUGCAAUGCCCAGAACACUGUUGUGUGGGAGCUGACACUUCUACAGCACCACUUUCACCCGGUCGUCCGUCAGUACACAGCUCACAUCAGUCGCAUGGCGCCGUCUACAGGGGAGGGCCAGUUGGCGACGAAUCUGGCCAGAGUAGCUCCGAAAGACCUGUACAGGCGCUACGACUUGACCCAGCACAUCCUAGACACAUCUAUACCUGCACAAGUGAAAACAAAAAAGAAAAAGUUCCAGCCACCACGGUUCCACAGUGAGGAGCUGCAGAGCUACAUGGAGAAACAGUGUGCUGCUGUGCCCGACCUGCCCGGUGAAGACAUGAUGGACAUCGGAUAACACCUCGCUUGUACCUAAUGUAAAUAAACCAUAACACAUG